Molecule: messenger RNA, 1356 nt
Organism: Anisakis simplex (herring worm)
Lineage: Eukaryota; Metazoa; Nematoda; Chromadorea; Rhabditida; Anisakidae
Source: the annotation of a GenBank genome assembly
AUGGGUCACCGUCUAUCGUCGUUAUCGUCAGGAGUAACAGGCUCACAAGUCGACAAUUCAGCGUUUGAUGAUGAUGCAUCAGGAUCUUUAUCACGAUCCGAAUUGAUGAAUGCUGCUGCCGCAGCGUCAAGCACGGAUGGUCGGUUGGAAUGGGCACGAAACAGGUUUGAAGAUGAGACAAUGGUUGCGUCUGAGCCUGACCUGUUGAUUGGAUUAUCAGUGACAGGUAGAGCGUCGUCGAGUAUGCAUAACAGAGGAUCAUCUUAUCAUCAACAGCAACAAUCCUCAUCGCAUGGCCAUCCGUCAGCCGUAGUUAAUGAACGAUUGUUUGCACCACCAGUGAGUAUCCGACAGCCAUCGGAAACGAUCUCGUCAUCACCUUCAGUGUCAUCUUAUUAUUCCGCAUCCAGCACACCCCCAAACAAUCCCAACAACACUUCACAUCGCAAUUCUUUGAUCAGUUCCAUUGUACAAUCGUCACAUCGACCAAUAUUCGCAUCAAACGCAUCAACGCAUCGAAACAAUACUAGAAGCAGUUCACCGGCUAAUCCUUUGGGGAGUGCGUUUGAGGAUAUGUGGCGUCCAUCGCGAUUGGAUAUAAUUUUGAAUUCACCCGCACCAGAUCGAAUGGUACAAGAAGCUCACGCGUGGAAUCCGGAUGAUAGAUCGUUGAAUAUCUUUGUUAAAGAUGACGAUCAUUUGACAUUUCAUCGACAUCCUGUUGCACAAUCUACCGAUUGUAUUCGUGGAAAGGUGGGUUAUACGAAAGGUUUUCACGUUUGGCAAAUCAUAUGGCCAACUAGACAACGUGGUACACAUGCCGUGGUCGGGCUUGCUACAAAAGCAGCGUCAUUACAUGCUGUUGGGUAUACAACGUUGAUCGGUUCGAAUACUGAAUCGUAUGGAUGGGAUUUAAUUCGAGGAAAAUGCUACCAUGACGCGAAGAAUACAUCAGCGUGGAAUUAUCCGUCACUGUCUUCAUCAUCAAGUCGUCGUCACACAGACACAGACACCCAUUCAACAAACAACAACAACAACAGCACCACACAAAUUCCAGAUCGUUUUUAUUGUAUAUUGGAUAUGGACGAAGGAUAUAUGGCUUUCGCCAGUGAAUUUCAAUAUUAUGGCGUUGCCUUCACGGGUUUAAAAGGCAAGAAGCUGUUUCCAAUUGUAUCAUCGGUGUGGGGUCAUUGUGAGAUCACUAUGCGAUAUUUGGGUGGAUUAGAUCCCGAACCGACUGCGUUGAUGGAGAUUUGCCGUAGAACGAUACGAAGUCGAAUUGGUAAGCAGCACAUAAAUCGUGUAAAUGAAUUGAAUCUGCCGAAUGGACUCAAGAAUUAUAUCUUACAUAAGUAG